Messenger RNA from Colletotrichum destructivum, 3534 nucleotides. RefSeq lists its product as uncharacterized. The record is from RefSeq and is a predicted model, not a curated record. The coding region runs from base 343 to 2763 and encodes 806 amino acids. The transcript is spliced from 4 exons. Lineage: Eukaryota; Fungi; Ascomycota; Sordariomycetes; Glomerellales; Glomerellaceae.
CUCCACCUCGUUUGCUCUAGCCUCUGCCUGGAUAUAUUCGCCAUCUUUAGACUCUUUGUCCUACAGGUCUUCCCUCCCAUUCCCAUGCCUCCAGAGUCCAGACACCCUCACUCAACGAAAUCCGCGUCUCAGGCUCAGAUAUCCCAGUAAUCUGGCUAAGCUUCUCAGGACCGUCCACUGUUCCCUGUCGCAACCAACUCAGUUUUGUUAGCGUCACCGGGCGAGCAUCCGGAUCCACGACAUCUGGAUUCUCCAACCAGCCCAACGAGUGUCUCGAUAGCCACAGCUGAGUCGAAUCAGGCUAUUCAGAUUUAAUCUUUCAACUUGUCGACAACAGAAGGGAUGGCUAUCGAAGCAGCCCCGCACCCGGGUCUUGAGACUCAGCAGCACGAGGAGUUUAUCGAUUACUCUGAAGACGAUUCGGCAGCACCUGUCAUCGCCUCCAAAGGCUCCAACAACAACUCGUUCUCCUCCACCGUUAAAUUUGUAGCCGAUCCGUCAGAGAACCCAGAGGAAUUGCUUUCAAACAUAGACCACCAAAGUCAAGCUAUCGACCUGCAGGUGGAAGUUGACUCUGAGGCCAUAUCCGUGAUCGCCGACACACACUUUGACGGCGACGGCACAGACUUCUUCGACGUAGUCGACACCGAAGCUGACAACCAGCUCGACGCUACGGAAACCGAUGGUGGUUAUUUUGAUGACACCGAAAAUCCUGGCGAGGUCAAGGUUGCGGAACCUGAGGGUAUUGACAUGAACGAAAAUGAAAUCAGCUGGGAGGAUGGACCGAGCAACGAGCAAGACGCAGAGAAAGACAACAGCAACAAAAACAACGACAUCGCCAAGCCUAUCAAUGACGACUGGCAGCUAGUUGGCGAAGGAGAACACGCCGUACAUGAUGCCACAAACUCCAAUGAGGACGCUUCCAACCACGGGGAAGCGGAGAGCCAUGAGACUGACCACGCACUAGAGGUCCAUUCCGAUGCAUCUGACAAUCUUGAUGAAGAACCAGAAGCAACAUCUGGUGUCAACGUUGGUCCUGUCUCGGGGGGACAGCAAGCGGCCGGAACCCAUGAUUCGAAGGCGGAUGGCGAUGUGAACGAGAUAGAAUAUCCUGAAAACCAGGACAUCGACAACUCCGUCGAUGCCUCUGAAGACGUUGACGACGCCCGGGCCGAUGGUCAGAAUGCUAUCCAGGAGGGCCUUGGCAACGCUGCCGCCAAACAAGAAGACGCCGAGGACCAUGUCAUGGGCGAAGACUAUGAAUCACAGCUCGAACAAGUGAUCGAAGGCAGCAUAGUGGCGACUGAUGGUUUCAACGAAGAACAACACGAUAGCGAGGUUGCCGAUGUUCCAGUCUACGCCGCACCAGACGAAGAGACGUCAGACCGCGAGCAUGUGGUCUAUGAUGAUGAAAUGCUUGCCGAUGCACGAUCUUCAGUUUCAGCAGAGACCCCGUCCAAUGAGGACAUGGAUAUACCUGUUAUCACGGUCUCAUACAAAGGCAUUGACUAUCCCUUCUUUUACGGCGCGCCGGAUAGCGAGGGCAAGGAAUGCUUCUUCAAUGACCUAUCCCUUUUGCACUGCAAAAUGGAAGGAGUAUUGGCUGGCUUCCGCCGAGAACUUGCCAGCGAACUAGGUCCACUUGAUGAACUUGUGUUUCAAAUCGACGAGCUCGGACUUGAGUUUGCCGAAUCUACCCAGUCAGAUGUGUUUUCCGACAUCACAUUGGGACAGAUCAUAUCUGUUUUUGACUCGUUGGUCAAGAACCAGAACCCUGAUGCAUCGAAGCCGCUCUACGCGUAUCUUUCAACUCGGCCGAACUGCAAGAAACGAUGGCUCUCGCUUGUCGAUGAUGCUUACAAUGGCAAGGGUCUUGAUGAAAUCAGUUUUUACUUUGCAUCCAGGGCGCAAAGCGAAGCUCCUGAAAUCAUUGAUGACGAUGAACCUGACCUGAUUGGAGAGGAAGACAAUGCCGAUGCUGCUGCAUGGCCACAGUCCCCUGGCGAGAGCGAGCACGGUGACCAAGACGAUGUCGGGGUCCAGCGUGAAAGUGCUGAGAUCAACGAGGAGACCAACGACGAUGACGAUGUCGGCGAUGGCAUCGCCGUAGACGACGACCUGCAGCCGCAAGGCGCUGAUGACGAGCAUACCCUCGAGCCAGAGGCAAGUGCUGCAGAAGAUGUAGACGCCGAAGCGACAAUGGUCGACACUGAAGUUUCUCUCAUGGAUGAUUCUGCCACAGCCGAGGUUGCUCUUACUGUUGAAGCCGCCGAAGUGGCAGACGUGGCUGAGGACCAGCAGCCUCAGCAUCACGAGGAGAAUGCUCUAGAAGUCGAUAUAUCCAACCCACUGGCGUGGGCUGCGGAGGAAGCCAAUGCGUUUACUACUGCUGAGGACACUCAGUCCUUCCUAAAUGAUGAGGACCUCAUGCACAACCUGAACCAGAUAGCCGAAGGCGUCGAUGGGAUUUCAGCAGACAAGGUAACCCCCAAUACCAGUGCCACAUCGACUCUGAACGGCGACGAAGAGGUCAACUACGAUAAUGAGCUUGAUAUCAAUGCCGACCUUCCUGAAGAUGAGAUUGAUGGCCCUGAGGUUCUUGCCCAGGACGACGAACUGGCAGAGAUCGAUUGGAGGGAGUUCCCUGGACAAGACGAUGGUGUCGCGAAGUCUCCUUCGAUCUCUGGCAAACGCCCGAGAUCGGAUGUGGACGAUGUGCUGGAUGACGAAGCCCAGAAAGACGUCAAGCGUCGUCGGUCUUAGGCUUCGGGCAUCCUUCCAACUAACCCUUGAGGCAUUUUGGCCGACACAGCUCGAUAUCGGGUCUACUGGAUUUUCGGUCCCAGACGUUCGCCAUCUUGCCAAACCCGGAUAUUCUAGUGCGACACUGCGACUACGGAAGUGUUCCGCGUCAGGGCAUCGCGUCUGAUUUAAAGAGCUUGUCGCUUGGGUCAACAAAUGUGACCAUCAAGGUAGGCUUCCGAAAUGAUUUCUUACUGACUUGCAGUUUUGCCUCCGAACAACCACCAACCAGGCGGCGACCUGGCGUACUGAAUGGAUGAUACAUUCCUGAUGCAGUUUCUACCAAUUCUUCUCGAUACCCCCGUCUAUUAUCUUGCAUGUUGGUGGAUUUUUGGCGUACAACGGGGAUGAAACGUGAUGGGAUGGCCCAUUCGGCUCGGUCAAUGUUUCUUGUACAAGUCGUUUGGGGAAAGGACAUAACGAAGCCGAGGAAGCCUGCAGCUAGGUGAAGUAUGAAGUCUUUCCGCAUCAAGACGCAGACAUGACCACCACCUAGGUUUCCUUAGGAUAUCUAGAUGAAUGUUGGUCGUUUGUUUCGGAAAUGAGCUCGUGGAGGGAGAUAUGUCGAUGAUGCCAUAUUUCACCGAGCUGAUGCGUAGAGCCCCUCGAGAACAACGGCCUACACCAGGAAAAACAUCAUUUAUUGAAGAAAAAGCAUUCACCCAGUGACUGCCACGGCGUAACUAUGUGAAGUUGAACGUGGCGACUCGAGUCAAUCUGGUGAAAGUGAAC